AGCAUGGUUCUCUACUAGUAUUUAUAAACACACAAAAAGCAAACAACUAAAAAGAUAACAAACUUGUAGCUGAGGAGAGAGAUAAGAAAAGAAGAGAAAUGGCAUCAGCAUCUCUCCUCAAAACAUCUCCAGUCAUUAACAAAACUGACUUCAUAAAAGGUCAGGCACUCCGCCAGCCAUCCGUCUCCGUCAACGUUGUUCGCUCCCAUCCUUCUGGACUCACUGUCCGUGCCAGCUCCUACGCUGAUGAGCUCGUCAAAACCGCGAAAACUGUUGCAUCUCCGGGUCGUGGAAUUUUGGCGAUGGAUGAGUCGAAUGCUACCUGUGGGAAGCGUUUAGAUUCAAUCGGACUAGAGAACACGGAAGCUAAUCGCCAAGCAUACAGGACCCUUCUUGUUUCAGCUCCAGGACUUGGUAACUACAUUUCAGGUGCCAUCCUUUUUGAGGAGACACUUUACCAGUCCACUGUUGAUGGAAAGAAAAUUGUUGAUGUACUUCUUGAACAGAACAUUGUUCCUGGAAUUAAGGUUGACAAGGGUUUAGUUCCUUUGGCUGGUUCAAACAAUGAAUCUUGGUGCCAAGGUCUUGAUGGCCUUGCCUCGCGCUCUGCUGCUUACUACCAACAAGGCGCUCGUUUUGCUAAAUGGCGUACUGUGGUGAGCAUUCCCAAUGGUCCUUCUGCACUUGCAGUUAAGGAAGCAGCCUGGGGUCUUGCUCGCUAUGCUGCAAUUUCUCAGGACAAUGGGUUGGUACCAAUUGUUGAGCCAGAGAUUUUGCUAGAUGGUGAACACAAUAUCGAUAGGACCUUUGAGGUUGCUCAACAGGUGUGGGCUGAAGUUUUCUUCUACCUGGCCGAAAACAAUGUCAUGUUUGAAGGUAUCUUGUUGAAGCCUAGCAUGGUCACCCCGGGAGCAGAAUGCAAGGAGAGGGCCACCCCAGAACAAGUUGCUGAUUAUACCCUCAAGCUCCUCCAACGAAGAAUUCCCCCUGCUGUCCCUGGAAUCAUGUUCUUGUCUGGUGGACAAUCUGAAGUGGAAGCUACUCUUAACUUGAACGCGAUGAACCAAUCUCCCAACCCAUGGCACGUAUCGUUCUCAUAUGCAAGAGCCCUUCAGAACACAUGUCUCAAGACAUGGGGUGGAAGACCAGAAAAUGUUGAGGCAGCUCAGAAAGCUUUGCUUACUAGAGCAAGUGCCAACUCUCUCGCGCAACUAGGCAAAUACACCGGUGAAGGUGAGUCUGAGGAGGCCAAGGAGGGAAUGUUUGUGAAAGGAUAUGUCUACUAAGAUAUUAGAAAGUAUGUACUACUACUACUACUACAUGUUUUCAUGAUCGAGUCGCGGUGCAUAAAAGCUUAUAGCUAGCUCCUCAAGAAUAUUGUGUGUGUUCAUAUAACAUGUACCUUUAGCAAUUAUUGACAUUCAUGCUACUCAGUUUCAGUUUUAUGCUAUUCAUUGAAUUCUUCUCCAGAUUAA
Solanum pennellii is the source of this 1475-nucleotide messenger RNA. RefSeq names its product fructose-bisphosphate aldolase 1, chloroplastic-like. Lineage: Eukaryota; Viridiplantae; Streptophyta; Magnoliopsida; Solanales; Solanaceae. Gene Ontology annotation, molecular function: fructose-bisphosphate aldolase activity. Gene Ontology annotation, biological process: fructose 1,6-bisphosphate metabolic process; glycolytic process. The coding region runs from base 99 to 1286 and encodes 395 amino acids. Gene Ontology annotation, cellular component: cytosol. The record is from RefSeq and is a predicted model, not a curated record. The transcript has 6 exons.